GACUUUUAUCCGUUUCUCAUCUCGUCUGAUUUCCCUGAUUUCUUAUCAUUUUCCUGGAUUUCUUAUCGAUUCCCGGUCGACUCCUGAGCAAUGUUCAAAGAAAUUCUGCUCAUUUCCACUGUUUUUCUGCUCACUGAUGCCUUGGGAGGUAUUGUUGGGAGUAAACAGACGGUCACUGUGGUCGGCAAACUGGUCUGUAACGGAGCACCGGCUAGAGACGUCCGUGUGAAGCUUUUCGAGGAUGGAACUAUCUACGACACGAAAAUGGACUCGGUGAAAACAAUUGCUGAUGGAACAUUCAAGGUCUCGGGAUCCCAGAAUAAAAUCCGCAAGAUUGACCCGAAAAUCAAUAUUUAUCAUAAAUGCAACUAUUCUGGACUCUGCCCAAAAAAAGUGACUAUUCAUGUUCCAAAAAAUGCAGUUGGUAAAGGAUCCAAAGAAGCUCAACUUUUCGACAUCGGAACCCUCAAUUUGGCUAACAGAUACCCAGGAGAGGGCACUGAUUGCAUUCAUUAAACUUUUUUUGUAAUUUUUUGAUAAUUUUUAUGUUUUAAUUGGCAUUUUUCAUAAAAUAAACGUUUAAUUACAAU
Molecule: messenger RNA, 590 nt
Organism: Caenorhabditis elegans
Lineage: Eukaryota; Metazoa; Nematoda; Chromadorea; Rhabditida; Rhabditidae
Gene: ttr-24
Product: TransThyretin-Related family domain
Exons: 3
Coding region: 91-516 (141 amino acids)
Cellular component (GO): cell surface; extracellular region
Source: RefSeq, marked reviewed